AUGAAUGUUAUACUGACAAAUAAACUAAGGAAGUGUUCAUACACUGGGAGUUUUAGAUUAUUAUCAACACCGCGGUCUGUAACAUUAUACCCUUGCUUUGCUGUUUCGGAAACGACCACCGGAAGCUUGCGUGAGAUCACAAUAUGGCAGGAAGCGACGUCCCUGGUUACUGUAACAGGAGAGAGGAGGGAAAAAAACGACCCCCCCCCCCCCUGUAGUAGAUUUGCUCUUAGCUCAUUUUUUGGCACCGUUCCUCCACUGGAGUUCUUGCAUUUACUCUUUAGGCUAGAGAGGAAGAAAGAAGGGUCGAGCGUUAGUGCUGGGUUUGUGAGGGACGGGGUUGUUGUUGUUAUUGCUGCUUGUUUUCCCCACCUCCCUGUCCUGGCGAAAGCUCAAAGCGCUAAAAUGGAGGCGGAAAGAUCCGGCGGAGUAGCAGGGGGAACGAACCAGAACUCUGGAGGCAGCGGCGUGGGGCGCAACCCGAACGGGCCGAAAUCAGUGCUCGGGCAGGCGACAACAGCAGCAGCGGCAGCGAUGGCUGGAUCGUCGCAGCCUCGAGAACCACAAGACGGCGACGCAGGCCUAUCGCUUCCCGGGAUCUUGCACUUUAUCCAGUUCGAAUGGGGACGCUUCCAGACCGAGAAAUAUCGUUGGGAAGCCGAGCGAGAUGAACUCAGGGCUCAGGUGACGUUCCUGCAGGGCGAGAGGAAGGGGCAGGAGAACAUGAAGCAGGACCUGGUCAGGCGGAUUAAGAUGUUGGAGUACGCCCUUAAACAAGAGAGGUCCAAACACCAGAAGCUGAAGACAGGCAGUGACCAGAGCCCAGGGGAGAAGAAACCAGAGGCAGAACAAGUGCCUAAUGGGCCAACAGAGUCUGAAUCUGAGCCAGCCAAUCAGAUGUCCUGGAAGGAGGGCCGUCAGCUACUGCGCAAGUACCUGGAGGAGGUGGGCUACUCGGACACCAUCCUGGACAUGCGUUCGAAGCGCGUGCGCUCCCUGCUGGGUCGUACCAGCCCCGAGGCUAACGGCACCCCGGCCAGCAGCGAGCAGCAGCCCGCCCCGGACCCCGAGCCCCUGGCAGGGGGGGAGUCACUCCUCAUCAGACAGAUAGAGGAGCAGAUCAAGAGGAACGCGGCGGGGAAGGAUGAUUCUAAGGAGCGCCUGGGUGGUUCCGUGCUGGAUAAGAUCCCCUUCCUACACGGCUGCCAGGAUGACGAUGAGGACGACAGUGAUGAGGAAGAUGACUUCCAGGGCAUGGGCACGGACCGUAUAGACGGGCAGCGCAACAAGAACAAGAAGCCUCGCGUUAAGAUGGGGACUGAGCCCACGACCACAGACCUGGACCCUGAUGAUGAGGAGGAGGAUGAAGACGACUCGGAGGAUGCCCUGAGCGAGUUUGACUUCCUGGGAUCAGGGGAGGAGGGGGAGGGGGCGGGAGAGGCCCGGAUCUCAGGGGACGGCCGGGAGUUAGAGAACCGCAGGAACAAGUUACAGGGCUUGAUGUCGGACUUCCCCCCCAAACCCUCCCCGCCCCCCUCUGUUUUGGGACAGUCUCGCUCCGGGGAAGGUGGCGCUCUGGGUUUUUCCUCCGACGUCUUCAUCCUGGACGCCGUCGGGGGCGGAGACAUGAACCUGGGGGAGCUGGCUGACCUCACCGUCGCCAACGACAACGACCUCACUGUGGAUCUACAAGAUAACCGGGAGGAGUUCAAGAAGACGUGGAACCCUCGCUUCACGCUGCGCAGCCACUUUGAUGCCAUCAGAGCGUUGACGUUCCACCCCAGCCAAGCCGUUCUACUCACAGCCUCCGAGGACGGAACCCUGAAGCUGUGGAACCUCAACAAGGCCAUACACUCCAAGAAAAAUGCAGCGCUGGACGUUGAACCCAUCUACACCUUCAGAGCCCACAGUGGUGCUGUUCUGUCUCUGGCAAUGGGAAAGGACGGAGACUCGUGCUACAGCGGGGGUCUGGAUGGAACCGUGCGCUGCUGGAAGAUCCCUGACAUCAACGUGGAUCCCUACGACAACUACGACCCGGCCAUAGAGAGCAGUGUGUUGUCGGGUCAUGAGGACUCAGUGUGGGGUCUGACGUACUCUGCCCACCACCAUCGGCUGGCCUCCUGCUCUGCAGACGGGACCGUUCGCAUCUGGGCACCCCAGAACUCUGCCCCCUGUCUCUCCGUCUUCAACAAGGAGAAAGAGCACGGAACACCCACCUCGGUGGCCUUUGUGAACUCUGACCCCGACCAGGCGGUGGUGUCAUUCGACGGCGGCGAGACGCUGCUCUAUGACCUCAACACAGAGCAGAGCAUCAUGGUCCUGGAGACCGGCACCAAGGACGGCAGUAAGCUGAUUAACUGUGUGGUCAGCCACCCUUCUGAGCCCAUCUCCAUCACCGCACACGAGAACCGCACUAUCCGCUAUCUGGACAACAAGACAGGAAAAGUGAUCCACUCCAUGGUGGCACACCUGGAUGCUGUCACCUGUCUGACCACGGACCCCAAAGGCACUUACCUCAUCUCUGGCAGCCAUGACUGUUCGGUGCGUCUGUGGAUGCUGGACAACAGGACGUGUGUGCAGGAGAUCACGGCCCACAGGAAGAAGCACGACGAGGCCAUUCACGACGUGGCCUUCCACCCCUCGCAGCCCUUCAUCGCCUCGGCCGGCGCCGACGCACUCGCCAAGAUCUUCGUCUGAGAGGAGGCACAGACGGGGACCAUCAUCCUCCUUGCCCGACAAACACAACUUGGCCAGAGGAGAGUGAUGACUACAAUGGACAAACCUCACCUGCCUACACACGCAAUUUCACAGUUACACACACACACACACACACACACACGAGACUGUGUCCUGCACCCCACUGGCUGGGUCAUCGCCAACAGGACACUAUUACCCACAGUUCUCUAGCUGUCCCAUGAUGCCUCACUAACUUGUUGCAAUACUAACCAUACUGCUUUUCUAACGACUUAUCUGGCUGCUCGGUUUCUUAGGUCAGUUUACUACACUGUUCAUUUCUACCUUUACAGUCCACUCAUGGUUCUAAUUAAGGCAGUGUGCGCGUUGACAUUGAUCACUACACAUGCCGAUGCAUCACCUACUACAAUUAGUGACGCGUACCCACACACACGCGGAUUAACAUUCAGUUUGAAACUGUCUUUUUUUUUAUGUUUAAAAUAUAUAUAUAAAAAGCUUAGCUCACCAGUUACUAACACACAUAAGUACCUGACUACAGUAGAGUCCAGUCCCCAUCAAGUGACUGUGUUAGCCGUUGUCUACUGCAAUACAGUGUGGGGUCACAAUGCAUUUCAUUCCAAAGGCUUCUGAGGGUUUUAGUUUGUGUGUGUGUGUGUGUGUGGAGUCUUCUCCUAGCCAGUGUUGGACAAACAGCUUUAAUUUCAGCCUCAUCGCCGAGACACUAUGUCUUAGUGUUUGUCUGUCCGGUAAUUGUACGGUCAUCCAUUUCAGUAGAAUCAAGUUUGAUAGGAAAUGGGUGUGUGUGUGUGUGUUGCACUUGUUUAAUCUUUGGUGCUAAGAUCUCGUCAGUCCGAGUCUGAAUCAGGGACAUGUUUGCAUUCGAGGUGUGUGUGUGUGUGGAGUACUCUUUGUCUCACUGGGAUAUUUGUCAUCAACAGUAGCAUGAAAUGGCUUGUAUCAUGCGUCACUCUCCAGCCACGCCAUCUGUUUGUGUUGAGAUACUGUAUGGGUCAUUUUUUUUUAUCUCAUAAGAAGACGAACACGCUAUGCUAAGCAGACACUUUUUUCUACUGGUUUCCUUUUAUAUUUGUGUGUGUGUGUGUGUGUGUGUGUGUGUGUGUGUUGGCCUUUGUCAUUUCAUCAGGAUAGCUGGUUUGUGGAGAUGAUGCCACAGUGGAGACCUCUGACUGAAACGGUUGACGUUGAGAGAAAGUGACACUACUCCCAAUAUGGCGUCCUGUAUUCUCCCUUCCUUAAGUUGGCAUCAAGUCAAAAUGGUCCUUCGUGCCGGUGUAUUUAUUUAGGCUUGCGCUUGGAAACAUAUUAUCCAUUGAAAUAGCUGUUAGGUUUCUGGUUUUGGUGCGAGUCCUCAUAGUGGGAAACUGGCCUCUCUCCAGUGUCAAUGGAGCCAGCAGGGGAAAUUGCCCCCAGGAUAUAGGAACAAAAGGCACAUAAAGAGCCCUCCUUCCUCUCCCGUUCCCCUAUGGAGGGGAAACAAGAACAAACACUACCUAACCCUUAGCCCCCCUUACAUUGGCCUCCGACAAAUACUGAACUAGACAGGGUUGGUGUCUGUUCACCAAGCAGUCACUUUGGGCUUGGAUUAUUGUUCCUGUUUUUUUCCUGGAAGGGAAAACAAGCGUGGACAAAGUGCGACGCCACUCUGAGCCGCGGGCGACCGCUAAAGACUGGACAUAUCGGUCAGAGAUCAGGGGUGAUGUCGUUAGGUAGCCGGUUUAUUUUUUUGAACUUUCCGGGGUGGAGGCAGAGGGAGCCCUACGGGCAGAUCUCUGGCUGUGGAAACAUGGUUCCACCAGGCCAGGGCAGAGCAGGGCAGUAAAGAAUUAAUGGUCCAGUAGCACCAUGUCAAUCGGUAACUGGCCCUGAGCUGCCCCCAAACCUACUAAUCAACCCCUCUCACACGCCAGAGGGACAGGGUAGAAGUCGUCCCUAACCACUGAUUCCAGAUCAGAUAUUUCUUAAUCUCCUUAAUGGUUAAAGCCAGAAUUGUGGCUAUGGUUAUCUGAUCCUAGAUCUGUGGUUUAAGGUCAACUUUAACCAACUACAGUACAUGCAACAGGGUCACUACAGGGAUCCGAGAAAUGACAGAGGUCAACGUUUUCCUCUCCACUGCAAGACCUUAUGGGAAAACACUCUGUGGUCUAGCCAGACAGGUGUCUGCGGGCUUGGUUUAGUACAUGUCAGCUUCAUGUGUUUGCUAAAACAUGAUGGUUUCAGAUGUAUUGGAUGUGACGAGGCAGAGAGAAUGCCUAAAGUGCUCCUGUGGCACAUUGUAUGCUGUAAUGCUUUGUUGUUGAGAGGAUAAAUAUAGAACACAGUUGUCAAUCACCCACAUUGUUGGUUAUAUGCUGCACUACAUCAGCUGCACUAGACCCCAAGACUAGACCAAGGGGUUAUCUGUAGCUCAGCUGUGUCUUAGUGUGGCUGUGGAGACCAGGGCCCAGUUUCCCAAAAGCAUCUUAAAGAGCGACUGACCCUAAAAAAAAAAGCAACUUCUCGUUUUUGAAAAUGGCCUACAUGAGUCAGAAACACGUAUUCUACUGUCAAAAUUGACUGCAGGGUGUAAUUUUGGUCAUUACAAGUCAGUCUCGUCCAAAACCGUUGUUACUAAAGUUGCAUUUGAAAACGCUCAUUAUUUUCCCGACUGCCUCAGAACAGCGGAGUGAGUCGUUAGAUGCUUUUUAAAAAAUAUAUAUAUUUUUUACCCUUCCUCGUCACUUUAUACACUAAACAGAAGGUCUCAGCUAAACAUAGAAUCAAGAUGUUUAUCUGUCUCUGUGAACGCAGAUAACUUAAGAACGUAGUUGACUGCUACAAAUACAAAGUUGCCAAUGUCCUUGCGAUUGUUGCAAAACUAUAAGGUUCCAAAAUACAAACUGAGUUGACUGUGGGGAGCAGACGGACAAAAACAAAUAUAAAUACAGACAAUAGGCGUAUGUAUAUAGGCUACAUACAGUGCCUCUGGGAAAAGUAUUCAGACCCCUUGGCUUCUUCCAUACUUUGUUAGGUUACAGCCUGAUUCUAUAAUUGAUUAAAUCGUUUUUUCCCCCCCUCAUCAAUCUACACACAAUAUCCCAUAAUUGACUAAGCAAAAACAGGUUAAAAAAACCUGAAAUAUCACCAUUUACAUAAGUAUUCAGACCCUUUACUCAGUUCUUUGUUGAAGCACCUUUUGCAGCGAUUACAGCCUUGAGUCUUGUUGUAUGACGCUACAAGCUUGGCACACGUGUAUUUGGGGAGUUUUGGGCUAUGGCUGUGGGCCACUCAAGGACAUUCAGAGACUUGUCCCAAAGCCACUCCUACGUUGUCCUGUCUGAGGUCCUGAGCGCUCUGGAGCAGGUUUUCAUCAAGGAUCUCUCUCUGUACUUUUGCUCCAUUCAUCUUUAAUUUAAUCCUGACUAGCCUCCCUGCCAUUGAAAAACUUUCCCACAGCUGCCACCACCAUGCUUCACCGUAGUUUGGCCGGGCGGCCAGCUCUAGGAAGAGUCCUGGUGGUUACAAACUUCUUCCAUUUAAGAAUGAUGGAGGCCACGGUGGUGUUCGGGACCUUCAAUGCCGCAUAAUUUUUUUUGUACCCUUCCCCAGAUCUGUGCCUCAACACAAUUCUGUCUCGGAACUCUACAGACAAUUCCUUCGACCUCAUGACUUGGUUUUUGUUCUUACAUGCACUGUCAACUGUGGGACCUUUUUAUAUAGAGAGGUGUGUGUGCCUUUCCAAAUCAUGCCCAAUCAAUUGAAUUUACCACAGGUGGACUCCAAUCAAGUUGUAGAAACAUCUCAAUGAUGAUCAAUGGAAACAGGAUGUUUCUUCAGUUUUUUAUAUUUAAUACAUUUGCUAAAAUGUCUAAACCUGUUUUUGCUUUCUCAUUAUGGAGUAUUGUGUGUAGAUUGCUGAGGAUUUUUCUUUAUUUAAUCCAUAACAUUGGAAAAAGUCUGAAGGCACUGUAUAUAGGCCUGUUUAUUUAAAUCAGAUUCAAAUCAAUUUCAUGCUCAAUCAAUUGAGUUCUAGUUUGCUGGCUAGCCUACUGUGCAAUUUUUACCUCGAUACAUUUCAUGAUAUGUAAUGUGUGCAAUGAUAUGCCAAAUCUCUGAUUUGUGCAUUAUUAUUGUGUAAGCAUUAGAAUAUGCCGCCUCAAUAUUUGCAGCCAUUAGGUGAUAAUCUCUCUAGGAGCUGAUCCGUUGUCAGUAUUGUGAAAUUAUUAUAAUGUUAAAGUAAGAUAUGAAUAGACAGAACUGAUCCGAGAGCAGUGCUGCCUUUCUUUCGAUCCUACCAGUAUUGACACCUGCUCCAACGACGCACUUGGCGAACGUUCUUUCUGCGAUGUGUUUUGGGAAACGCAUGUUAACAUCUUCGGGCGUUGUAGGAACGAUGGAUUGUUAAAAACUUGUAAACCUAAAUUCCAUCGCUAUCGCGGAAACCAGACACCUGAAGUGUCUCACUGGCAUUUCUCCUCUCUUCACGUAAAUAUUGAGACGGCAUGAGUUUGUUGGAUGAACUCUGCACUCAGUGUCUUUGUGUCAGUCAGUCUACAUGUACGUCUGCAGCAUUGAGCUAUAGACUGGUCCCGAGACGCUCAAAUAUGUCCCUCUUCUGAGAACAGACAAAUCAAUGUGACAAAUGAAACAAAGCGAGAGGAAAAUAAAAAUGACUGUAAAUGAUAAGAGACUAGAGCUGCCGUUAUGUGGUGUACAUGUCCAUUUUUAUUUUUUAUUUGUUGCUUUUUCCCCCCUUUUGAUUAUAAUUAUUAUGGAAGAAUACUGUAGUAUCAUAAGUGAAAUCAUUAUUCUUUGCUAGGCUUAGAACUUGCUUGUGAUUGAUAAUGACAAUGUAUACCUUGUUUAAAAAAAUAAAAAAAGGUUAACAAAUCUGAAAAAUGACCAAAAAAACUGAAAACAUCGAAAAGUGAUCAGUCUGAGGCCAAGGUAAAGGACUCGUUUCUUUGUGUUUUUAUUUUUUUUAUAGCAACUUAUCACUGUGUGAUAUUUUGUAUAUCAUAUUAAGCUGCAUUCAAACAAUUUCUAACUACAAGGGAUAAGAGACCUGCUUUUUAUUGAGUUUGUUUUAUUAUAUAUAUUUUUUGAACUGCAUUUUUAGCUUGUAUCAAAUGACAGAUUUUCCUCCUUUGGUUUUGUUUACUUUGCGGGUCUCGUGUUGUAUGUCAUUAAAGAAAAAUGAAAAAAGAAGCGAUUUUGUACAGUGAAUUUGAGAGCAAUAUUGUCAUUCAUUAUUUCUUAUCAACUGUCAUUCUUUGCUGUAUAACUACAUGUUAAUGAUCCAGGGCUUCCCUCAUAUGUUCCUUGUAUAGAAACAUAGUAGGGUUGUUCCUCAAAAUGAGUCCCUUUUGACAUUUUAAUUAGACAUUUUACGCCAAAAUGGAAUUUUUAAAGCCUGUUAUUAAAUGAAGUGCCCUUGUGAUAUAGACCACAUGGAAAAUGCAAAAACAAUGUAUGAAUAAAGUCUUGCUAAAAUGCCAAAAUUCA
Molecule: messenger RNA, 8196 nt
Organism: Oncorhynchus kisutch (coho salmon)
Lineage: Eukaryota; Metazoa; Chordata; Actinopteri; Salmoniformes; Salmonidae
Product: striatin-4-like
Exons: 18
Coding region: 1-2697 (898 amino acids)
Cellular component (GO): dendrite
Molecular function (GO): armadillo repeat domain binding; protein-containing complex binding; protein phosphatase 2A binding
Source: RefSeq, a predicted model, not a curated record